AUGGGUAACAGACAAGGCCCAGACACAGAGCUGCUCAGCAUUGAAAUGCGAGUUAAAGGGCAGUUCCAGCAAGCUUGUAACGCCGGAGAUUCAUGUGGAGUUCCAGGUGAGUGUGAACUGUGGUGUCUGAGGUUGGCCCUGCGGAAAGUGCGGGCAGCACCUGAGGGCCGUGUCCUUUGUAAGAUCCAGAUGAGGGGCGCAUCCUUUGUUGGUCUGAUGUGUUUGAUGAGCCCAUGUGCCUGGCUUAUAAUUUAUUACACCAAGAAAGCACCUCAGGUGUCAAAUCCAACUCUAGUGGAGGCUGCAAGAAACAUAGAAAGUACGGGCACCAGGUGUCAUAGCUUCCUGAAACAGAGAGAAUGCCUUGUGGUGAAGACUCUCCUUUGGCACAAUGAAGUGGUGACUUUUAUUUCCUUUCUCCUUCUCUUCAGCUCUGCCUUCAGGGGAGUGUAUCGUCGAGAUACACUUGCCUUUUCUCGUAAUCUCCAGAAGUGCCCAUUUGAAGAACAUGUAAAAUUAGUGAAUGGAAGUAAACGAGGUGACAAAAAACAUGUGUUGCUGAUGAGUUCAGCUGAAACUGUGACAAAGAACCUGCAUACUCUUUUUGGAGAUAAGUUAUGUGCCAUUCCAAAUCUUCGUGAACACUAUGGUGAACUGGCUGGCUGCUGUGACAAACAAGAACCUGACAGAAAUGAAUGCUUCUUGCAACACAAAGAUGACAACCCUGACUUGCCUCGUUUGGUGAAACCAGAGACUGACGCACUCUGUGCCUCCUUUCAAGAAAACGAAAACAAGCUUAUGGGAAAGUAUUUAUAUGAAGUUGGCAGAAGACAUCCUUACUUUUAUGCUCCAGAACUCCUCUACUAUGCUGAAAAAUAUAAAGACAUUUUGACAGAAUGCUGCCAGGCUGCUGAUAAAGAUGCCUGCCUGAGUCCAAAGUAUGGUGCUUUGAAGGAGAAAGCACUGACUUCAGCUGCCCAGCAGAGACUCAAGUGUACCAGUAUCCAGAAAUUCGGAGAAAGAGCUUUUAAAGCAUGGUCAUUAGCUCGUCUGAGCCAGAAAUUUCCCAAAGCUGACUUUGCAGAAAUUUCCAAGAUAGUAAUGGAUCUUACCAAAAUCCACAAAGAAUGCUGCCAUGGUGACCUGCUCGAAUGUGCAGAUGACAGGGCGGACCUUGCCAAGUAUAUAUGUGAAAACAAAGAUACAAUCUCCAGUAAACUGAAGGAGUGCUGUGAUAAGCCCGUGUUGCAAAAAUCCCACUGCAUUGCUCAAAUAGAAAAUGAUGACUUGCCUGGUGACUUAAGUCCAUUAGCUGCUGAUUAUGUUGAGGAUAAGGAAGUUUGCAAAAACUACGCUGAGGCAAAAGAUGUCUUCCUGGGCACGUUUUUGUAUGACUAUGCAAGAAGGCACCCUGAUUACUCUGUCAGUUUGCUGCUGAGACUUGCCAAGGCAUAUGAAGCCACACUGGAGAGGUGCUGUGCUGAAGCUGAUCCACCUGCGUGCUACAGCAAAGUGUUUGAUGAACUUAAACCUCUUGUGGAUGAACCUCAAAACUUAGUCAAAGAAAAGUGUGCACAGUUUGAGCAGAUUGGAGAAUAUAAAUUCCAAAAUGAGCUUAUAAUUCGUUACACCAAGAAAGCACCUCAAGUGUCAACUCCAACUCUUGUGGAGGUUGCAAGAAACCUAGGAAGUGUGGGCGGCAAGUGUUGUAAGCUUUCUGAAGCAGAGAGACUUCCUUGUGUUGAAGACUCUCUGUCCGUGGUCCUGAACCGGUUGUGUGUGUUGCAUGAGCAAACCCCAGUGAGCGAGAGAGUCACCAAAUGCUGCACAGAGUCCUUGGUGGACAGGCGACCAUGCUUUUCUGCCCUGCAACCUGAUGAAUCAUAUGUUCCCAAAGAGUUUAACGCUGAGUCAUUCACCUUCCAUGCUGAUAUAUGCACACUUCCAGACAAGGAGAAACAAUUCAAGAAACAAUUGGCAAUUGCUGAGCUGGUGAAACACAAGCCUAAGGCAACAGAGGAGCAAGUGCAUGCUGUUUUGUCAGAUUUCGCAGCAUUUCUGGAAAAGUGCUGUAAGGCUGAUGACAAGGAGGCCUGCUUCUCCGAAGAUGGUCCAAAGCUUGUUGAUGCAAGUCGAGCUGCCUUGGCCUAA
This is a messenger RNA of Castor canadensis (American beaver), 2151 nucleotides long. The record is from RefSeq and is a predicted model, not a curated record. Lineage: Eukaryota; Metazoa; Chordata; Mammalia; Rodentia; Castoridae.